Molecule: messenger RNA, 1859 nt
Organism: Macadamia integrifolia
Lineage: Eukaryota; Viridiplantae; Streptophyta; Magnoliopsida; Proteales; Proteaceae
Product: signal peptide peptidase-like 1
Exons: 5
Coding region: 456-1571 (371 amino acids)
Biological process (GO): membrane protein proteolysis
Cellular component (GO): lumenal side of endoplasmic reticulum membrane; Golgi-associated vesicle membrane; cytoplasmic side of endoplasmic reticulum membrane
Molecular function (GO): aspartic endopeptidase activity, intramembrane cleaving
Source: RefSeq, a predicted model, not a curated record
AUUGGAUUUUGGAAAGAGAGAUGCCACUGCUGUUAUUUCAUUGCUAUAUAGGGGCAAUCAUGUAAGCUACACCGUGAAACAUUCUCCCUGCCUCGCUGAAGGGGGGAUUUUCCUGCAACUGGGAGUUACUCUUCAAGUCCAAGACUAUGUGGUUUCAGCUCCAGUGGUGAAAUUUAGGGGCAUUCGAAGCUAUGGAUUCAUAUUGAGGACUGUUGUCGUAGCUUGUCCUAUUUCAUUUGUUCCCCAGUGGUUGGUAUGGAACUUCGUCCACGUUUUAGUUUUUUUCCAGGUGUUGUUGGCUCCGAGAAUCAUUUUGCAGGUUGCAUAAAUUUCUCCAGUGGAGAAACACUGCAGCUAUGGUAACAGAAACACGGCAUUAUUAGGGUUUUGUUCUUCUUGGCAUGUUAAUUUCCGUGCAGAAUAACUGAGUGGGAAGAGAAUUGAAAACAAUUAUAAUGGAGCCGUUAUGGAAGCUUGCAUUUUUGCUGGAGCCUGCUCCCGUCACUCUGAUUUUGACAGCAGUAGCAGUAACCUAUGGAUCAGCGUUUCGAGCUUUAAAUUACGGGAAGGAAAUGGAGCGAAACCGUGAUUUUUCGGAGGCAUCCAUCACAUUAGACAGGUCCCAAGCACUCAUGAUCCCAGUAAUGAGUUCUUGCAGCCUACUGCUUAUGUUCUACCUCUUCUCCUCUGUAUCGCAGCUGCUCACAGCCUUCACAGCCGUGGCAUCUGCCUCUUCCCUCUUCUUCUGUCUAUCUCCCUAUAUUACAUAUUUCAAAAUGCAAUUCGGGCUGGUGGAUCCUUUUAUGUCGCGUUGUUGCUCGAAGUCAUUCACUCGAUGUCAAGGGAUACUUGUGUUGGUAUGCACAGGAAUCGUUGUGGCCUGGCUUGUUUCUGGGCAUUGGGUGUUGAACAACUUGUUGGGAAUUUCAAUAUGUAUUGCAUUUGUGAGCCAUGUUCGCCUUCCAAACAUCAAAACCUGUGCAUUGCUUCUUGUUUGCUUGUUUGUGUACGAUAUAUUCUGGGUUUUCUUUUCAGAGAGAUUAUUCGGUGAGAAUGUUAUGGUCUCUGUUGCCACACAGCAAGCGUCUAAUCCUGUUCACACAGUGGCUAAUACUUUGAGCCUUCCGGGCCUGCAACUGAUAACGAAGAAACUGGAGUUGCCCGUGAAGAUUGUGUUCCCUAGGAAUUUGUUGGGUGGAGUGAUUCCUGGAGCUAAUGCAACGGACUUCAUGAUGCUUGGUCUUGGAGAUAUGGCUAUCCCUGCCAUGCUUAUUGCAUUGGUUCUCUGUUUCGAUCAUCAGAAAAGUCGGGAUUCAGCAGGCACUUUAGAUAUAUCUUCCCCAAAACGACACAAAUACAUAUGGUAUGCAAUUUCUGGAUAUGCCAUUGGACUUGUAGCCGCUUUAGCCGCCGGGAUCUUGACUCAUUUACCCCAACCCGCCCUUCUGUAUCUGGUGCCAUCAACUCUGGGACCUAUCAUUGUCCUCUCAUGGCUGAGAAAGGAAUUUGCAGAGCUAUGGGAAGGGACAACGCAAAACCACAAUGAGAAAUCUCGUUUGCCAGAGGUUUAAGUCACUUUAUCUUCAGCAUCGGCCACUGGCGUAGAUGUACUGGCAGAGCCAACCUAUACUGUAAAUUCCCAUUUGGAUAGCUCUGCCGCUGCCGGAGGAACCUUAAUAUAGCAAUAACUAGUUAAUGUUUGUCAAAUGGUAUUAGCUUUCUUAUAUUUGGCCUAACAACUUACGCUUGCCUUCAAUGGCUGUUGUAAGACAAAUAUAGGCUGUCCACCGUCUCAGUGAACUUAAUGAAGUACCUUAGAAUCAAGGUCUAUCUUUGAUGGGCAACAGAUUGAUAGUGCA